This is a messenger RNA of Nyctereutes procyonoides (raccoon dog), 6460 nucleotides long. Its product is annotated as zinc finger protein 471-like. NCBI's taxonomy places the organism in Eukaryota, Metazoa, Chordata, Mammalia, Carnivora, Canidae. The transcript is spliced from 5 exons. Gene Ontology annotation, biological process: negative regulation of transcription by RNA polymerase II. Bases 257 to 2527 code for a protein of 756 amino acids. The record is from RefSeq and is a predicted model, not a curated record. Gene Ontology annotation, molecular function: RNA polymerase II cis-regulatory region sequence-specific DNA binding; DNA-binding transcription repressor activity, RNA polymerase II-specific.
GGCUGUUACCGCGGGUCGCAAGUCGGAGCCCGGAGGCCGGGCCGGACAGCCGAGGCGGGCCGCCCUGAUCCCAGCGGUGCAGCCCCAACGGGGACGCCGCUGCGGAGCCUUCCUGCGCGGACUACAUUUCCCAGAGGCCCGCGCGGCGCGGUUCUGCGGCCCGCGGGGGGCGGGUGCGCGGAGGCCGCAGCUGCUGCCCGGCUGGGGACAGGACACUGCUGUUCUCCAAGACAGAAGCCAGGAAGGGAAGGUGGAAAUGACUGUUGAACUAGUAAAAGCCAUAUCCCAGGACUUGGUGACAUUCAAAGAUGUGGCAAUAGACUUUUCCCAGGAUGAAUGGGAAUGGUUGAACCCUGUUCAGAGGAAUUUGUACAAGAAUAUGAUGUUGGAGAACUAUCAGAACCUGGUAUCACUGGGUCUUUGCAUCUCCAAGCCAUAUGUGAUCUCUUUAUUGGAGCAAGGGAAAGAACCUUGGGAGAUGAAGACUGAUAUGACAAGAAGCCCAUUCCCAGAUUCGGGAUCUACAUAUGAGACACAAGAAUUACCUCUGAAGCACUUUAUGUAUGAUGAUGUGUUAAUGGAGAGAAUUACACGCUAUGGACUUGAGUGUUCUACUUUCAGAAAAAAUUGGAAAUGUGAAGAUAUUUUUGAGAGGCAGUUGGUAAGUCAAGAGACGUUUAUCAGGCAAGAAGUAAUCACUCAUAACAAGACCCUUACUAAGGAAAUAGAUCACAAAUACAACAAAUCUGGGAAAUUUGUCUAUCUAGACAAUGUAGAAGAAAAUGUUUAUAAUCACAAGUUAGAUAAAAAAAGCUUUUCCCAAAAUUCUGUGGUAGUAAAACACAAGAAAGUCUAUGCAGGAAAGAAACUUUUUAAAUGUAAUGAAUGUGAGAAAACUUUUACCCACAGCUCCUCCCUUACUGUUCAUCAGAGAAUUCAUACUGGUGAAAAACCAUAUGAAUGUAAAGAAUGUGGGAAAGCCUUUAACCAGAGUCAACACCUUGUGCAACAUCACAGGAUACAUACUGGAGAAAAACUCUUUGAAUGUAAAGAAUGUAAGAAAGCCUUCAGCCAAAAUGUACACCUUAUUCAACAUCAAAGAAUUCAUACUGGAGAAAAACCGUAUAAAUGUAUGGAAUGUAGAAAAGCCUUCAGCCAACCUGCACAUCUUGCUCAGCACCAGAGAAUUCAUACGGGGGAGAAGCCCUAUGAAUGUAAGGAAUGUGGGAAAGCCUUCAGUGAUGGUUCAUCCUUUGCCCGACAUCAGAGAUGUCACACUGGCAAAAGACCCUAUGAAUGUAUUGAAUGUGAGAAAGCCUUCAGGCAGAACACAUCCCUUAUUCGUCACUGGAGGUAUUAUCACACUGGGGAGAAACCUUUUGAUUGCAUUGAUUGUGGGAAAGCUUUCAGUGAUCACAUAGGCCUUAUUCAGCAUAGGAGAAUUCAUACUGGAGAAAAACCAUUUAAAUGUCAAGUGUGUGGAAAAACCUUCAGUUAUGGCUCCUCCCUUACUGUCCAUCAGAGGAUUCACACCGGAGAGAAACCAUAUGAAUGUGUUGUCUGUGGGAAAGCCUUCAGCCAUCAUGCAUCACUCACACAACAUCAAAGAGUGCAUUCUGGAGAGAAACCUUAUGAAUGCAAGGAAUGUGGGAAAGCUUUUAGACAGAGUAUACACCUUGCUAGUCACUUGAGAAUUCAUACUGGUGAAAAACCCUAUGAAUGUAAAGAAUGUGGAAAAGCUUUUAGCAUCAGUUCACAGCUGGCUACUCAUCAGAGAAUUCAUACUGGAGAGAAACCUUAUGAAUGUAAUGAAUGUGGUAAAGCUUUCAACCAGAGGGCACACCUUGCCCAACAUCAUAAAAUUCAUACAGGAGAGAAACCUUAUGAGUGUAAUGAAUGUGGUAAAGCCUUCAGCCAGACUACCCGCCUUAUUCAACAUCAGAGAAUUCAUACUGGAGAAAAACCCUAUAAAUGUAGUGAAUGUGGAAAGGCUUUUAGUGAUAGCUCAUCCCGUUCUCAGCAUCGGAGACUCCAUACCGGCCAAAGGCCCUAUGAAUGUAUUGAAUGUGAGAAGGCAUUUAGAACAAAAUCAUCUCUUAUUUGUCAUCAAAGAUGUCAUACUGGGGAGAAACCUUAUGAAUGUAGUGUAUGUGGUAAAGCCUUUAGCCAUCGUCAAUCCCUUACUGUUCAUCAGAGAAUUCAUUCUGGAGAAAAACCGUAUGAAUGUCAUGAAUGUGGGAAAACCUUUAGUCAAAUUGGACACCUUAAUCUGCAUAGAAGAAUUCAUACUGGAGAGAGAUCUUAUGAAUGUAAGGAAUGUGGAAAGGUCUUUAGACAAAGUGUACACCUUACUCAUCAUCAGAAAGUUCAUGCUGUAGAGUCAUCUCAGGCAUCCAGCUCUUCCUCACCUCCUAUGUCACCAAGGCCCAUGAAUAUAUCUGCUAGGUAUUUUUGGAAUUCAUCCACUUUUAAUCCUCAUUGUCCUACUCCAAAACACAGUCAUUUCACCUGUACUGUUCCAAUAUAAAAACUUGUCUUACAUCCUGUUUCAUUCCCUUCAAGUUCAUUCUUCACACUACUGUCAUGGUGGUCUUUUUAAACACGUAAAUGUAAUCAAACUACUUGCCUCUUAAAACCUUGAUUAUGAAAAUUUAAACUAUCUGAUGCGCAUGAAGUGCUUAGCAUGGUGCCUGACCCAGACUAAGUGCUUGGUAAAUGUUAAGUCAGUAUCAUUCAGAGCCUGCUUCAAAAUUACUUUUGAAGAGUGAAUUCUGGAAAGCAGUAUAUCAGUACUGGGAGAUUAUAAUAAUUUUGUAACUGAAACAUCUUAAGGUGGAUAAUGAGGAUUAACAUGUAGUAUUUUUAAAGUUUGCUAUUAGAAUAACAGUGGCUCUCUCAUGACUCCUAGGCUGUGUUCCCUUUUUGGUCAGAAAUUCAGUGUGACCUGGUACAUAGAAUAUGUUUUAGGAAGUAUCUAAAGCUCUGGAUAUCACUGAAACAAUAGAAUUAGAAUUUAUUGGGAAGAAGAUAAGACUAUAGUUAAUAAAGGCAAAAAAAACUAAAAAUUCCUUAGUAUUUAAAACUGAAACAAUAGAGAACUUGAAUAGUUUAGCCCUAUUUUAAAACACCCAGGCUCACAGACUUAAUCUAAACUUUCAAGGAACUACUAAUUAAAGUGUUGUAGAGUAUAGAAAAAAUACUUAAAAUGUAAUAAUUUGAAGUAUUUGGAUAUUUUUUUCAUGAGGCUAAUUCAGUUCUGUUAUCAACCCCCCUAAAUGAAAUGAUAGAUUAAUUUACUUAUGGUUCUAUAUAGAAAGGAAAUUAUAAUCUGUACUGAAGGAAAACAGAAGUUCUGAAUAAAUGGAGAUCCAUAUCUGUUUCUAGAUCUAGAUGGAAGUUUCAAUGCUAUAAAGAUGUCUACAUUCAUUCAGUUUCAGUCAUGAUAACUGUAGGAUAGUUUUAUGUUGACAUUUUUGUUCUGAAGAUCCUGUAGAGAGGUAAAUAGGCAAGCAUCAUAGGAAAUUUUUGGAAAAGAUCAUAUACCCCUGAAUUCAAUUUAUUGUAAAAAUAGUAAUUUUUUAAGUUUCUACUUACUUAGUUUUAAGUAAUCUCUACACCCAAUAUGGGGCUUGAAUUUACAAUCCUGAGAUCAAGAGUCACAUGCUCCUCUGACUGAGCCAGCUAGGCACCCCACAAAAGUGGUAUUUUUCAUUAUCAGUGGGGGAAAUGGAUUAUUUAAAUGGUGUUCAACAGUUAACCAACUGGAAGUAAAAUCAGAGCCACAUUUUACUCCUUAAAGAGAAGUUCCUUGAAUAUGGAUUAAAGAUGUAAUAGGAAACACAAAGUUUUAGAAGAGGAUAUAGAAUAUUUCUCUUUGAGUUCAAGAAGACUUGGUAAGCUGGACACAGAGUCCAGAAGCCAUGAAGAGAGAGUGACAGGAAGGGGCAUGUAAAAGAUUUAGAUCUUUUCCAUGGUAUAAGGCUAUGCAAAGUUAAAAGGCACAUGACAGGCUAUGAGAUAUUUUAAAUGUUGUAUAUGUAUUAUGAAGGAUAUAGCCCUUAUAAAAAAUGCUGUUGAAAAACAGCAAGGAUAAGAUAUAGUCUGACAAAGCACACCAACAAGCAACUCACAGUUGCAGAACAUGAAAUCGUCAAAUAAAAUAGAGGAAGUUCCUAACUUUAAUAAUGAUCAGAUAAAUUAAAAUUUUAAAAAGCCUUUGCCACCAAUAUAACCCAGCACAAAUUUUAUGGAUAAUAUCCAGUACUGUUGCAGAUGUGAGAAAUCUAUUUUUAUACAUUGGGAGGAUAAAUUAGUUAAAAGCCAUUUUAAAAGCUAAUGUGUUACCUGUCAACAUUUUAAAUGUAACUAAUCACUUUGCUGAGAUUUUAAAUCUAGGAAUUUAUCUUCUUGCAAAGCACAAGUACAGAAAUAUAGAUGCAUAAGCACAUUUAUUAUAGAAUUGCAAGAAAUUUGGAGCAGCUUAAAUGUCUAGCACUAGUAAACUAGUUAAAUUACAGAAAAUUCAGUAGAUUACGCAGGCACUAAAAAGAUUGAGGUAGAUUUUUCUACUCACAGAAAGACAUAAUUUACUAAUUGAGGGUGUAAUUUUCAUAAUUAUGAUUGCAUGGUUAUAUCAAAUAUUUAUAAAGUUAAACUUAUGAAAAUACAUACACAUCAGAUAUUUGUUUUUGUCUAUGAUACAAAUUAAACCCAUGCACACAGAAAUACACAUAAUUUUUUCCCUGAUGUCAUUAGGUGAGGUUUUGUGUUGCCAGUUGCACCUGGUUCAUUUUAAUCCAAUCAGAAACUCCUUGGGACACAGGAGAAAGUUGAAAAUGAGUCAUCCUUUGGCCACAACUUAAAGAUAUUAUGUUCCUGCUGCUCUGCUCCCUAGAGCUGACCUGUUUCAUGUUCUUUCCAAGUUGUAUCCUACUAGUAUGUUGUUUUCGUUUUAAAAUUAGAUUAAGGUCUUUUGCUAUCAACCAAAGAAACCUAAUCAAUACAGAAGUUGGUAUCCUUGAAUGGAUUUCGGGCAAAACAUCCUGAGAAAAUGUGCGUUAUUAUUAAAGAUUGAUUAUAGGAUGAAAUGGAGCAAAGGAUUAUAAGGCUCCUAUUCAUAUUUUGUGCCAUGCAAGUAGCAUGCUUUGAUAGCAGCAGUAAAACAGUUAAUCAGCUAUGGUUGAGAUCAUUUUUAGAUCACUUAAAAUGACAAAAAAUGCGUCUGAGGGGGUUUGUAUGAUGCUUGUUCAUAAUGGAAUUGGAGAUUAUAAAGCAAAAGCAAUAAUGACUUUUUAAAAUCUUUGCUUAAAGCAUGGACUAGGACACCAGCCAUUUUUGUAACAUAGUUAAAAGACUCUUAGUUGUAGCUCUUUGUCUGUGAUUGCUAUCAAAGAAUUAGCUACAAUGCGAAGUGAAUUCACAAUUGUGGCAGAUUUCAUAAGUAAAAUGUUUGACAUCAAGGGACAGUUGGUAUCCUGGUUAUUGGAAUGAUGAUUUGUGGAAGAAUUUGGGGAUUAAAACUCUUAAGACCAUAAGAAACCUUAAGAAACCAUACCAACUAAUUAUCCUUUGCCUGAGAUAGCUGUGGAUGAAGGUUAAAGGUUAGCCUAUUUCCCUUUUAGCUUACUGUGGCUCCAUGAUUUAAAGGGAAAAAAAUCUGAUUCUAAAGUGACCUAGAGGUUGAUAAAAGAGAUUAGGGAAAGGUUGAGAGACUCCCCAAAGUAUCAACAUUUAUAUCAAAGUCUAGAAAAUGGCUGGAAAAAUGGGUUUUAAUGGUGCUUGGCCUCAGAUAUUAAACAAAAUUUUGAACUGGGCUGAAUUUACGGUAUACACACAGGGUAUUACAUAUUUGAUGUGGUAAUUUAUGCAGUUUAUGCUCUUCUCAGUUUUCUGGGUAGAUUAAAUGCAAAUCUCUUAAGUCCUAACUGAAACUAAGUGAUUUAAAUUGCAGAAAUGACCUUGCCUGAUACGCAGGAAGGAACUGAAAAAUUUGGGAUGCUGAACUUGUUUUCUCAUGCCUGAGUUUCUCUUACCUUGUCAUUAGGCUCCCUGAGACAGGGCCAAAAUGCCUUUCCUUGAACCUGUGCCACGAGAAAAGAAAGCAUUACUAUCUUUAGAGAGUACUUUACUCUCCAACCUUAUGAUGACUGGCAUGCUGGGAAGGGAGAUUGCUUUUAGAAAGGGAUUUCUGAUCUCUAGCAAGUGGAGCAGCCCAGGGAAUGCUGAGCCCUAGCAGCAACUCAUCAGAAGCAGAGCAGUUGAUUUGGUGGCACGCUUGGGCAGGCUCAUUCUGGCACGCAAGAGCUAAUUGUUAUAUUUUUAGGAGUUUUUUGUGAACUGGUUGUUAAAAGUUGAACGUGUAUGUGUGUUUAUACGUGUGUAGACAUAUAAACCUGUAAAUACGUGUUUGUACUAGGUAAUGUAUAACAUUGUAUAUAUAUGUUUAUAGUCUAAAUUUAUA